GAUGAUUGGGGGCCUGGAAUUCUUCCAUCCCCCGAUAAGCGUGGUUCGGUCGGUUAAGGGAAAAAAGUCCAAGAUCGGAAUUGCAAGAAAAGCCAACCGGGCAUAUGAGGGGCAAUGGGAAGGGGGGUUCUAUCGUUAUCCGAGCUCUGUUAUGCCAGUAAUCAUCACGGUGGACGCGGCGGUGGUGACCUUAUCGCGAUGGUACCCCGCCUGGAUAAAAGAAUCCCUCCCGAACUAGUGUACCUAAGUGCGUACGAGUACCAUAUAAGAACAAGGGAAGGAAACAACGGAUUCGGAGAAGGUUGGAUUCUUGGGUUCUCUCUUUUUUUUUCUUUUCUGUUUUGUGUGUGCUUCGUCUUCCAUCCACACUUCUCUCUCCACCGGAUCCAGAGUCACGGCUAAAUAUAGCCCAUGCACAAGGGAGCAGCCAAAAAGUCGUUUCAGCGGAGCAUUGCAACGUUCCCCAGUCAUAUAUUCCCGUACGCGGAGUGGAUUAGGUCAUCUGCGGGUGGUGAGGUAAGCCGAUUUUGUUGUGUACCUUCCCCAUCCAGAAGGGACGAUUGCGCGUU
This is a messenger RNA of Aspergillus sclerotioniger CBS 115572, 569 nucleotides long. RefSeq lists its product as uncharacterized. Bases 115 to 402 code for a protein of 95 amino acids. The transcript has a single exon. The record is from RefSeq and is a predicted model, not a curated record. Lineage: Eukaryota; Fungi; Ascomycota; Eurotiomycetes; Eurotiales; Aspergillaceae.